This is a messenger RNA of Enterobius vermicularis (human pinworm), 525 nucleotides long. The record is from the annotation of a GenBank genome assembly. Lineage: Eukaryota; Metazoa; Nematoda; Chromadorea; Rhabditida; Oxyuridae.
AUGAAUGGCAGUAGUCUAGAAUCUCAUUUAGUAUACGAAUUGUUCGACCCUAAUGAUAAGUGUGUAACCAAGGUGAAUCAUGUGGAUGAAAACCGUGUUCUCUUUGGCAUUAUCUUCACAAUAAUUGCAGUAUUUUCUUUAGUGGUAAUACUUAUCGUCACCGUUACAGUCUAUUCUGUAAAUAGUACCAGGAAGAUUUUUGCAUACGAACUUCUGAACUUUCUGAACAUUACGCAGCUUAUCUAUUUGUUACCAACUUUUGUCGUUACGAUACCCUGUACUAUAACUAAGUGUCCGUAUUUCACUGAUCGUCUGACAAUAUGGCUUUCUUGGCCGGAUACGUUUGGUUUAUACGCUGGAGCUGCAAUCAACUGCCUAAUAGCUUUUGAACGUAUAUCAGUAUUUUUGUCACCUUCAAUACACAAAGUUUUAGUGAAGUAUGCAAUAAUUUGGUGCUCCAUUUCAUGGCUUAUUGGUGCUGCUAUUGUUGCCGUCUCAAACUCUAUUGGAUGCCACAAAUGGUAA